CAUAUUGAAUUUAUUCAUUAGUAAGACAGUCAACAUAAAAAGAUAUCGUCAUUGCCACUUAUCAACAAAACGAAAAGCAAAUAAAAAAGAUUAAUAAUCUCAAUUCAUCAUAUUCAUCAUGAGUGAUCAUCAAAGUUCGUCAGGUAUUGAUUCUGAUAAAUCAUAUAAAGAAAAAUUGCGGGACAAGCUUGCAAGAAAAUUACGACAAAGAAAAUGUUUAACGAAAGAUUUUUCAGAAUCUAAUACAAUAGCCUCACAAAAUGUAAAUGAUUAUAAGGAGAACAUCGGUGCGACAAUGCGAGAUUUGCAGUUUAAUGUUGGACGUGUUUGCUUUUCAUUAACUGGUAUAUUACGUUACUGGAAUGAACGCGCAAAUCGAACAAGCGAUCAAGAUGAACGAAUUAAAAUACUGGCCGUACGAAAUUUCGACGUAAUUGGAAAAAUUAAUGCAAUGGUUGUUGAGCGUCGUGACGAAUUCGGACCAAUUCAACCCGGAACGUCAUCAAGAAAUAAUGACUCGGUUUUAAAUCUCUCUGCGAGUGAGAAUGGUUCGAGUGGAUCGUCAAAUUCUAGAAGUUCACAUACAGCAUCAUCUACAAGUGAUAUUUUAUCUCCCAAAAUGGACAAAUUCCCCGGAAAAUGUACGGACCCAGAAAUUCUUUUGAAAUAUUUAUGUGAACAGGUCACGCGCGUGACUUCAUGCGUUACCUAUUUUCUACUCGAAUGUAAGGUGGAAGAUAAGGACAUAUUACAGAAUAUGGAAGAAAAAAUAUGUUACAUGCUCGAAGACCUAAGCAAACUUGUCGGAUUGGCAAAUCGUAAAUGCGUCUGAUGAAUUUGUCGUUUUUUGAAUUGUUUUUCAUCGAUACUCACUUACUUCACUUCGAAAUAUUACUUUAAUUUUGAAUAAGCAAUUUUUUUUUACCUUUUAGUAUUACUUAAAAAAAUGUUCCUUAAAAAAAGAUUGUAUGUUCACCUAAGAGUUAUUUAAUAUUUUUCUUAUAGAUUUUUUUGUUAAAUACGCUCAGGAAUAAAUGUUAAUUGAUAAAAUACAAAGAAAAAAAAUUAUAACAUAAUAAAUAUGGAGAAAUGUUCACAAUGAAGGUCAAAUAUUUUAUUUGUACUAGUCAAAAAUAUAAUAAACAAAUGUUUUAAGCACAA
This is a messenger RNA of Contarinia nasturtii (swede midge), 1161 nucleotides long. RefSeq lists its product as uncharacterized. The record is from RefSeq and is a predicted model, not a curated record. Lineage: Eukaryota; Metazoa; Arthropoda; Insecta; Diptera; Cecidomyiidae. Bases 119 to 832 code for a protein of 237 amino acids. The transcript is spliced from 5 exons.